Drosophila grimshawi is the source of this 1183-nucleotide messenger RNA. It is a transcript of the gene cib, whose product is annotated as thymosin beta. Gene Ontology annotation, biological process: actin filament organization. Gene Ontology annotation, molecular function: actin monomer binding. The record is from RefSeq and is a predicted model, not a curated record. The transcript is spliced from 4 exons. The coding region runs from base 244 to 633 and encodes 129 amino acids. Gene Ontology annotation, cellular component: cytosol. Lineage: Eukaryota; Metazoa; Arthropoda; Insecta; Diptera; Drosophilidae.
AGUAUUAAUUUGUGUGUCGUUCUGUUUGCUUGUAAGCUUUCGCGAUAUAGCAGUUAUAUAGUAGCGAGUGUUAAAUUUGCCAAGUACUGACUUUUUGUAUAUAUCAUAGAUAUAUACAUAUAUACUUCCACCCAAUCAGUUAACUCACCCACCCGCAUUUAUUUUUUGUAAAGUGCGCAAUUCUUUUGCCAACAAAACCCAACUUGUCAAGAGUUAAAAGAAAAAACCAACCACAGAUUUAAGAUGGCAGCCCCAGCACCAGCACUCAAGGAUUUGCCCAAGGUGGCCGAGAACCUGAAAAGCCAAUUGGAGGGCUUCAAUACGGAGAAACUGAAGAAUGCCAGCACCCAAGAGAAGAUCAUUUUGCCCACCGCUGAGGAUGUGGCCGCUGAGAAGACUCAACAGUCUAUUUUCGAGGGCAUCACCGCAUUCGAUCAGACCAAUUUGAAGCAUACGGAGACCAAUGAGAAGAAUCCAUUGCCCAAUAAGGAAGCAAUUGAACAGGAGAAGGAGAAGAAUCAAUUCAUUGCCGGCAUCGAGAACUUUGAUGCGAAAAAAUUGAAGCACACUGAAACUACUGAGAAGAACGUGCUGCCAACCAAGGAGGUCAUCGAGGCCGAGAAGAAGGCCUAAAUAAUAAUAAAAACAGCAGCAAUUGCAACUGCAACCGCAACAGCAAAUUUGGCAUCCAGCUAGCAUUCAAGCAGCAUUUACUAACUACAACUCUUCUCAUUCUCACUCAGUUUUAAAGUUCGAUUUCUUUUAUUAUUUUUUUUAGUUUUUUUAGAAAAAAAUGUAUUUUUAAUUUUUUUUUUGUUUUUGGUUUUCUUUUGUUUCUCUUUUGUUUUUGUAAGCAACAUGUAAUAUUGGAAACAACGACACUUCAUCUCCAUCCAUACAACAACAACAGCAACAACAACAAAAUAACCAGCCAACAAUCGCAAGCAAUUCUACAAAAAAGUCAAUCAAUGCCACAUCGGCAACAAAAUGUUGCGCAUGCGUCAUUCGCGUUUUAUUUAGUUAGUUUGUGGAAUCGUGACUGCAUUUUGUAGUUGGUCUUAUUGUUGUUGUUGCUGUUGGUGCUGUUGCUGUUUUUGUCGUAUUAUUAAAAUUGCCAAGUUGAUUUCCAAGUCUUGUCAAAUGCAUCUGCAAUAAAUCAGCGAAUUAAAGCUUAUUCCUACUA